Molecule: messenger RNA, 1667 nt
Organism: Homarus americanus (American lobster)
Lineage: Eukaryota; Metazoa; Arthropoda; Malacostraca; Decapoda; Nephropidae
Exons: 8
Coding region: 83-1423 (446 amino acids)
Biological process (GO): synapse organization
Cellular component (GO): neuron projection membrane
Source: RefSeq, a predicted model, not a curated record
CUGGUGGUCGUGGUGUGUGGUGGCAGUGUGAAGCUCUCCCUCUCUCAGGCGUCAGGUAGCUUCUUACUGUGUGGAUGGAGAGAUGCUGAGGAAAAACAAGGUCCUGCUGCUGCUGGGGUGGCUGACGUCGACGGCCCUCUGUGUUACAGCUUCACUUCGAGUCGUCUCAUCGUCGUCGCCAUUAUCGUCGUCACUCCUCUCGACGAUAUCCACCUCCUCCUACUCCUCAUCGUCUUCCUCCACUUCAUCGUCCUCCUCCACUUCAUCGUCCUCCUCCUCCUCCUUCUCAUCGUCCUCCUCCUCCUCGCCCUUGACAGUUACUUAUUUGCUUUCAACUUCAUCAUCAUCGUCAUCAAUCCCAUCAUCAUUAUCAUUGUUAUUUCCAUCAUCGUCUCCCUCUUUUCCUAAGCUAUCGUCCUCCUCGUCAUCUUUCUCGUUCACGUCAUCGUCACCUGCAUCGUCAUCCCCCUCGUCAUUUUGGUGGGGUAGUACGUGGCAGGAGGUUGUGUCGACAGAGGCAACCACAGUCCUCCAACACGACCACAACGACCAAGACAACCACACCAGCCAAGACGACCAGAACGACCACAUCAACCAGGACGACCAGGAAGCCUCAACGACCCCCAAGGAGGAGGAAGUGUGGGCCCCUCACCUGAGUACAACCAACAUCUCCGUGACGGUACACUUAGGGGCCACUGCCGCCCUUGACUGUGUGGUACACGACCUACACGACGAACCAGUGUCGUGGUUGAGACGUGUUGGAGACGUGUUAGAACUCCUUACAUGGGACACCCACACCUACACUAGUGAUGUCAGGUACUCGCUGGUGCGGGAGACAGGGGACAGAUGGCGCCGUUGGCAGCUGGUAAUACUCGACUCUCAGCUGAAUGAUCAGGGGCAGUACCGCUGUCAGGUGGCCACACAGCCUCCCCUGCUGCUGUCCGCCGCUCUCACCGUCAUUGAGCCGAGGGCGCGGGUGGUGGACGAGAGAGGUGAGGAGGUCAGAGAGAAACACUACAACAGCGGCAGUAUGAUAGAACUCAAGUGUGUCAUCGACCAAGUGCCCUUCCCACCUGGCCCCGUCACCUGGCGCAGGGGAGCUACCACCCUCUCCUUCAACACCUCCAGGGGAGGCAUUAGCGUGAGGGGAGAACCAGCCUGGGGGUACAUCAGAAGUCGUCUGUACGUGGCUGACGCGAGGCCCUCAGACUCCGGCGUGUACUCCUGCUGGUACAGUAACUACACCAGCGACGCCCUCACCGUGCAUGUGUUGGCUGGUGAAAACUCGGCCGCCAUGCAACACGACGCGUCACCUGGGGCAUCUUCCAGCGAGUCGAUCCCCACCUGGAGCUUCUUCACCUACAUCUACCACCUGUACCUACUGGCUGCCACUUGCCUCUCUGCCACCUGUACCACCACCUGACACUUAUACCUAGUAACGACACCACCAUUUGACACCAACAGCACCUCCUCACACCAACACCAAUAACACCACCAUUACCUCGCCUACACCACCUACACCACCUUGAUAUAACACUGAACAUUUACGUUAUCUUAUUUAAAUGACUUCCUUGAAUACAAAGCAUUAAUGUAAUACUCUUGUUGUUGUUGUUGUGUGUUUCAGUAAUACACAACUUAUGUGUGUAGCUGUAAUAGUGUUGAUUAAA